Messenger RNA from Girardinichthys multiradiatus, 3666 nucleotides. It is a transcript of the gene gmppb, whose product is annotated as GDP-mannose pyrophosphorylase B. NCBI's taxonomy places the organism in Eukaryota, Metazoa, Chordata, Actinopteri, Cyprinodontiformes, Goodeidae. Gene Ontology annotation, cellular component: cytoplasm. Gene Ontology annotation, biological process: GDP-mannose biosynthetic process; cell wall mannoprotein biosynthetic process. The transcript is spliced from 10 exons. The record is from RefSeq and is a predicted model, not a curated record. The coding region runs from base 211 to 1293 and encodes 360 amino acids. Gene Ontology annotation, molecular function: GTP binding; mannose-1-phosphate guanylyltransferase (GTP) activity.
GUUUUGACCGGAUGUUGCAUGUGCAGCUCCGGUUUUGACACGAAGGCGCUGAACCGGAAGCCAAACAAGGAAGAAUGUUACGUGUCGUUUUCGGAGUUUCAGUCAUUCAGAAAUCUGCUGAGGACCUUCAGUAGUGAAACCUCUGCUGCUGAAAACCUCCCUGUUGAUGAGCUCUGCACAUCUCUGCUUACUACAUCUACCAGCUGAAGGAUGAAGGCUUUGAUUCUGGUUGGGGGGUACGGGACCCGGCUACGACCGCUCACCCUGAGCGUCCCCAAGCCGUUGGUGGAGUUCUGCAACAAGCCCAUACUGCUGCACCAGGUGGAGGCGCUGGUCAAGGCCGGGGUGAACCACGUAGUUCUGGCUGUCAGCUACAUGUCGGAGCUGUUGGAGAGAGAGAUGAGAGUCCAGGAGAAGAGACUCGGGAUUCGGAUCUCUCUGUCUCACGAGAAGGAGCCUCUGGGAACCGCGGGACCCCUGGCACUGGCCCGAGAGCUGCUGAACGUCGACAACGAGCCGUUCUUUGUCCUCAACUCGGACGUCAUCUGUGACUUUCCUUUCAAAGAUCUGCUGCAGUUCCACCGCAGCCACGACAAGGAGGGAACCAUUGUGGUAACUCGGGUGGAGGAGCCGUCUAAAUACGGCGUGGUGGUUUACGAGUCGGAGAGCGGCAGGAUCCAGCGCUUCGUCGAGAAGCCGCAGGUCUUCGUCUCCAACAAGAUCAACGCCGGCAUGUACAUCUUCAAUCCCAGCAUGCUCAGCAGGAUACAGCUCAGACCAACGUCUAUCGAGAAAGAAAUAUUUCCUGUCAUGGCAGGAGAGGCGCAGCUGUACGCCAUGGAGCUGCAGGGGUUCUGGAUGGACAUCGGUCAGCCCAAAGACUUCCUCACAGGAAUGUGUAUGUACCUACAUUCACUGCGACAACAUGCUCCGGAGAGGCUGCACACAGGGCCCGGUUUCCUUGGUAACGUCCUGGUGGACCCGACCGCUCAGAUCGGGGAGAACUGCACCAUUGGCCCGAACGUCACCAUCGGCGCCGGUGUUAUUGUUGAGGACGGUGUGAGGAUAAAACGGUGCACGGUGCUGAAAGGGUCGAGGGUCCAAUCGCACUCCUGGUUGGAGAGCUGCAUCGUCGGAUGGAGCUCCUCUGUCGGGCAGUGGGUCCGUAUGGAGAAUGUGACGGUGUUGGGGGAGGAUGUGAUUGUAAAUGAUGAGCUCUACCUGAACGGCGCCAACGUCCUGCCUCAUAAAUCCAUCAACGAGUCGGUGCCAGAACCACGAAUCAUCAUGUAGCGCCAGACGGAGGAGAUCUCAGCUAAUUCUCUACUAAAUGAAAACCCACUUUGUGCCGGACAGGCGAAGAGAAACCAACAAGUGGAAGAUGAACAACCAACUUUUUUUUGUUUUAUUCAAUUUUGAUUUGGACCCGUUUUAACUCUGCUUGGCUGCAACUUCCACCAGUCAGAAAUUACAGCACAAACCUAGAGGGCAGGAAGUUAAACCUUUAUCGGGACAGACGUCUGUGUCCUGAAUGGGAUGGAUGUUAUGGAGGUACAGAAAAAAACAAGGGAGAGGUUGGUGCACCUGGUGGACGGGUUUAUGGGUGGUGGGGUUAGAGAGCAAAAUGAACACUGCUACUAAGACUUUAGGUAUUUACUCUGCUCAUGGCCUCUGAAGGAUCAGACAGCUCCAGGUCCAAAUCCGGACUCUUGAUUCUGAGAAACUUGUUCAAAUAUGAAGGUUUGUUAUUUUUCUGUAAGUGCAGCAGAAAACCUGGAAUGAACUUGGCGAUACUGAUCCUAACUUAGAUGAACACUUCUUGAUACUCGACAGAUUUUCUUUUUCAUAAAAACCACUUUUCAUGGUUUGGAAACAAACAGCUGCUGCUCAGUUUAAAGCUGACAGGAUGAAGCAAGUUUUCCACAACAAUCAGCUUAUUGUUUACAGGCGGCAUCGGGACUGCUUCUGUUUUAGUUCCUUAAAAACAGACUUUAAUAUCUCCUGAAAUAAUGUACGCUGGCACCUCGUCUGAGGAGAAACAUUACUAAAUCUAAAUGUGGAUAAAUCAGCUUAAUUAGGAGAAAACCAGCAGUGGAUGGCAACAUGUUCACUGUACAUGAAAUAUGAUUCAGUUUAAAGAGUUUCUUGUUUAAGUCGAAUUGUUGGUCCUCAGCAGCAUCUGUGUAGCUACAGCGUCUCACUAAUGUUUGAGUUAUUUUCUGUCCCUGUAACACAUUUUAACGUGUCGACAUCCUAUAUCUGUUUGGCUUUUUUGUGAAUAAUUAUUCAGUUGAUUCUACAGAUUUAUUCUUUUUUUGUAAUUGAUUUCUCCAGAAGUUAAAUCUGUCAUUUUGCUUGUAGGAUCAUUACAUACAGCCACUAAAACAAGUUGGACCACACUAUGAAAAAGGUCAUUUCUUUUUUUAUUAUUUUGAAAACUAAUCUAAAAAAAAGAUUUUUCUAUGAAAAAUAUAUUUUUAAAAGCACUUAACUAAAUUCCAGCAGUCAGAUCGAAUUAAUGACAAAUGUAAAAAUACACUUUAAAAGUUUGAUAAUUGAGGCAUCAGCUGAUUAAAAAUAGAUAAAGUUUCCUUCAAACUUACUGUUAAUUACUUCCAUCAACUACACUUUUUUUAUGAACCAUUUCUACAUUAAUUAUUCUGGUAUUUCAAUACAUUGUGUUAAAACUUAAAGUCUAUUUUUUCUGUGUAACAGAAGAGGGUUAAUUAAGAGAAACAGAUUGAAUUAAAGUGUCUCUAUCUGAUAAAACAUAAUAAAAUUUGCCACACUGAUUGUAGGUUAAACACGUAAUUUUCCACCAGUAGAAUAAUCUCAUGUUUAAGUUGUUUUACCUCGAAGCUCAGAGAGAAUCUGUUGCUGCCUGAGAAACGAGAUAUAAUGUGAAAAACGCUUUUUGGUUGCAGUGUUGAACAUUUUCUUUGCAAACUGGAUUUUUCUUCUCUUAGAGUGAAACUAAAAACUAACAAAUAAAAACACCAAAUAUUUGAUGCCCCAGGGUUGGGUUGAUGUAGGAUAAACCCUCAGGACUCACCUUUGUGGUCUCCUCCUUGCUUUACAGGAGCAAAGACCUGGAGGUUCUUGGUGAAAACUCCUCCAGCUUUGUUCAUUUAGCAAAAACACUACUGAGAUAGAAAAGCAGGUUCUGGUGAACGUUUAGGUGUUCAGAAGCUUUCUCUGACUGUCUCAGCACUGGUUGUGAUUUUCAUUCUAAAACGUCACCUCUCUGAAGACAUUCAGUCUUUCAGCCUGCUGGAGGUACCAGGAACUCCCCGGAGGAGCAGACGGUUGAAACGGUUAUAUUAGAGGUACGAACGCUCCUGACAGGAGUGUUGUUGAAGUCCUUGUGGGAAAUCCUGAAAGGGAUUGAGGCGUAAUGUGUAAAAUAUUUAGAGGAAUUUGAGGAUGAGGAGUUUUCGGAUCUUCUGGCUGCAGAGAUCUCAUCCUGGAUGAGUCCUGAUUAACCCCGUUUACCUGUUUAUUCGCCGCCUGUCAGACAGCUGAUGGUUGCGAAGAAGGGGAGAGCUGCUGUUAUGCAGUUCCUGAUCAACAGUCUGGUGUCUAAAUGUGUGAAAAAUCUGUGAAGGAAGUUUUCCUGUUUAUAAAGAUUUGUUUCUUAAAAAAAUAAAUCCUCUUAAUGUUUUUGGA